Messenger RNA from Calypte anna (Anna's hummingbird), 2915 nucleotides. It is a transcript of the gene CEP89, whose product is annotated as centrosomal protein 89. The transcript has 19 exons. Gene Ontology annotation, cellular component: centriole; ciliary transition fiber. The record is from RefSeq and is a predicted model, not a curated record. The coding region runs from base 81 to 2480 and encodes 799 amino acids. NCBI's taxonomy places the organism in Eukaryota, Metazoa, Chordata, Aves, Apodiformes, Trochilidae. Gene Ontology annotation, biological process: chemical synaptic transmission; cilium assembly; mitochondrion organization.
UCGCGAAGGGCGAGCGUCCCCGGGGGCGGCGAAAAGAGUUGCGAGUCGGUGGAGCGGAGUCCGUCCCGUGUCCGGUCCCGAUGGCGUUUGUGUUCCGGAGAGCCCGGAAGGGCCCCUUCAAACACAUAGCUCAUGGCCUGGUCCCUGCUGCUACCAUAGCUCCUAAACCUGCAGUUCCCCGCACCCCUCCCCCUCGUAGUCCAAACCCUUCUCCAGAAAGGCCCAGGUCUGCUCUAGCAGCUGCCAUCCUUACAACAACUCUGACAGGGCGCACUGUUGCUAUUCCUCAGCCUCAGCUGCGAUCCCUGUCUGAAAGUGAUUCCACCUGUGUGGAAAGAGAAUGCUUUGAACCAUAUGCAACAGUGACAGAGCUCAGCAUGGGGCCCAACUGGAAAUUUGAUGGUAGUGACAGAUCUGUACAGUCCCUGGAAAUAUCAGGCAAUGAUUGUGAUGAUGAGAACAUGGAGACUUAUUUCUCAGAUGCUGAUAAAGAGGCAGAAUCCAGCUGUCACAGUAAUGAGAAAAGGAGAGGAAGCUUUAGUAACAAUGCUAUUUAUGCUGUUCCAUGCAAAAAUACAAAGGAAGAGUGUCUACCAUCUCCCAGUGCUAAUGCUGACAAGAAAGAGGAGGUGCCUUCUCAUGAAAAUGAGUCUCAGGUGCUGGUGGAUAAGUCAAAUGUGCAAAUGGAAGAAGACCAACAUCUUGGCUUGAAUUUAAAGGAAGAAAAAUCAUUAGUGGAAAACCUAAUAUGUGAGAAACCUCCACCAUCCCCAGAUGUGUCUACUCGGGCAAGGCAAGCAUGGGAAAACAUGACUAAGGAAAAGCUCAGAGAACUUAAACAAGAAAACUGGUCUCUGAACAAGGCAUACCAGGCUAUGGUCCAACAGUUGGAGGGAACAAAACAGCAACUGGAACAACAGCAAUUAAAGAUGAAGAGACUAGAACAAGAAAACAGACAACUUAAAGAAGCUGCAGAGAAGUCACAAAGAGAAGAGGAAGCUGCAGAAUUACUUUCUCUCAGACAACAAGCACAAGAACUGGUAGAUGAAAAUGAUGCUUUGAAACUGACAGUCCAUCGUUUAAAUGUAGAAUUAAGUCGUUACCAAACUAAAUUCAGGCCCUUGUUCCAAGAAGAGCAUCAAAAACUGGGAAGUUUACCCAUGAAAGGACCAGCGCCACCAUGGCUGUUGGAUAUGAAGUAUUUGUCACCUCUCCUCUUGGCAUAUGAAGACAGAAUAAGAGAAAAGGAAGAGAUAAAUCUUGAACAUGAGGAGGAUAUGAAGAAUUUUAAAGUACGAGUUGAAGAGUUAGUGAAGGAGAAUGAAGACCUGCAUGAGCAAUUAAAUAAAAGUAACCUGAUUACUACCACAGAAUGGCAACAGCUGCAAACUCAGGCCAAGCUGGUCUUGGAAGAAAACAGAUUGUUGAUCCAGCAGCUCGAAAUUCAACAAGCUAAGGCAAAAGACAGUCACAGACAACAUGUUCAAGAAGCUUCAAAAUUGACCAAACAGAUACUGAUCUUAGAAGAUAAGAAGCGGAGUCAGGAAGAAGAGAUAGCAGAGUACCAGAAGCAGCUAGAAGCUUUGUGUUCUACUUGUGAAGAGCUGAAAGCCAAACUGGGUAGCAGAAUAGCACCAGAGGAGCACCUUGCUUUAGUGAAUGAUUUGAAAAGCCAUUUACAAGAGGAGCAGGAGAAAAAGCACUCUGAGAUAGAGGAUCUAAUGGGAAAAAUAGCAUCAUUGCAAGCUGAAAACAAGAAACUACUUUUAGAGAAAAAGAACUUCAUGGCUGAAAACAAAAUCCUGGAAACUAAGAUGAAAAUGACACAGGAGACCAACAGGAAAUUAAAGAAGAAUAUGGGUCUUUUGACAGUGCAGUUGCAGGAAGCAAUGGAAGAAGAACUUGCAGCCCAGCACUAUCUAGCCAACCUUAUUGGUUUGGUAGAGAAGAUAGCUCAGGAACGUAAUCAUCUUUUUGUUUGGAGCAAAUGUUUAGAAAAUGAGAAUAAUGGUGUUCUCAACAAAAUAGCAGAAAGUUGUCUGCACUUAGGAAAAAUGGAAGAAAAGGUUAAGGGGUAUAAAAAGAAAGCAGCUGGGAAGCUGGGCAGUAUCAGUCACAAAAUGAUUAAGCAAGAGAAAGAAUUUGCUGGUAAGACUGCUCAGUACCAGCAAGAAAUAAAGCAGCUCCAGCAUCUGCUGCAAGACAAGCAGGAAACCCUGGAUGAAGUGCUGGAGCAGAAAAGGAAAGUGGAAGGGGAAAUUGAAAUAAUUUGGGAAUCCACAACCAAAGAAAACAGGAGGUUGAGAGAAGCCCUACAUAAAUCCCAGGGGAAGAACCAUGUGUGGAGUACUGCCACAGUUCAUGAGCCACACGUGGAUGAAAUCUCUCCUAAGGACCUUAUUUAUGGACAUGAUUUUAGCUACUGUGAUGUGAAACCUUCAUCCCCUACUAAAAAUGAAAUUCAACAAGAAUCUCAGUGAUAAUACAGAUGCAUCACACAUCUCAUCCAGGAAGGAGACCUCAGUGCCUGAAUUUCACUUUUGCAGCAACACAAAAUGUAAUAUAAGAUUUACCCUCUUCAAAAUUACUGUGUACUUUAGUGUUGAAGUGACAACAUCAGAAUUGUCCAGCUGUGCAAGUCUAACCUAACCUAUAACUUCGUUUUUUGAAGAAAAGGCUUUUCCUUAAGACAAAAAUAUGUUACAGCUUUAAAUUAAUGUAAGAAGACAAACAUCCAGUUAACAAUAUAGUGAACUGGUAAGUGGUGUUCUAGCACAGACACACACCUUGCCAGAAAACAAGUUACCAGCAAGAGAGAAUGCCUCCAAUAUGAUAAAUAAUGUAUUUUUUACUAUAUUCUAUUAUGUAUUUUUUAAUUAAAAGGUUGUAUUCCAAAUCACCAAAUAAAAUAUAGA